Wyeomyia smithii (pitcher-plant mosquito) is the source of this 1587-nucleotide messenger RNA. RefSeq lists its product as uncharacterized. Lineage: Eukaryota; Metazoa; Arthropoda; Insecta; Diptera; Culicidae. The record is from RefSeq and is a predicted model, not a curated record. The transcript is spliced from 2 exons. Bases 183 to 770 code for a protein of 195 amino acids.
GUCAUGAGAGUAGCGCACAAGUUACGAGGAACUCAGAAAAAUCCAUAGUCAUUCGAGAGAGGAAAGAAUUGGAAACGAGUAAAUGUACCAUAUUGACUGUUUAUGAAGAUGCAAAAAAAAAGAGAAAGGGAGAGUUACAUUUUAUAGGAGAGAUCAAAAUGUGAGUCAGUUUUUGGACUAUUAUGUUGAUGAACGGACGUGUGCGAAGAUGUCUGCCAAACACGACAAUGGCGCUGUCGCUCCCAAAACGAAACACAAGCAACCAACAAAAAAAAGAACUGCAGAAAGCUUUGGAAAGCGAGUUGAAGAAAAGCUCUCAUUUGUCGAAGAAAUUAAAAAAAGUACGUGCCGACAACAAACAACUUCGUGAAUUUCAAUCGCAAUUGGGCGACGAUAGUGUUGUCAUGCCCAGACACUCGACACUGCGAGACGAUUCUGCGGGAAAUCAAAGUAACUCUUUAUUGAUGACAUCGAUGAAUACGCUCUCGGUGGCUUCGUUGAAUUUAUCAGAAUGCAAACCGAUAGAGAAUGGAGACGAUAUCGACCGAAAAUCUUUUGAAACUUGGAAGGAUUUAUUAGAAGCAUCAAUGGAUUUGAUUGGCGUAACUGAUGAAGUCACAAAAAUGAACGUGUUUAAGGUUAAGGCCGGACUCAAACUUCUGGAUAUCCUAGAUGGAACUCCCCCGAACCCCCCCCCCCCCCCCGAACAUAUUGAUUGCACCUUAUUCGAACGCGAUGAAGCGAUUGAAAGAGUUUUUCGGAUCUCGUGAAUAUAGUUUUGUUCAACAACAAAAAUUCAGAACAAUGACCCAAAUUGAAAACGAAUCGGAUACAAAAUACGUCAAGCGCGUAAUUGCUGUGGCUAAAUUAUGUGAUUUCGAUGAUGAUAAACUGGCGGAAACCGUAGCUGAGAUUUUACAACUGCACGCACUUAACAUCAGGGUACGAGAAGCUAGCAGAAAGCUGCUUCGUAAAGGAGGAUCAUUAACAGAGCUUAUUGAUAAGGUCCGCGGUUAUGAAAUGGAUAAAAUGAACGAGGAAAUUUUUAAAAAAACGCAUUCCCCCAUUGAAGAAGCCAUGGUAGCCGUUGUUUCGCAUAAGCAGACCGGCUCAAACUAUCAACAGCGUGUACAGUAUCAAGGGGGGUCAUCGAAAGGAUUACGAGGAAGAAACUUCGGCUACUCAGGAAGAGCAGGAAUUUGGCAGAACUACAGAGGUAACAGUAGUAACAGUCGCCCGAACGGUAGAACCGUUGUCGAAAAUAUCCCAUGUUGGAGAUGCUCCAGCCGUUUCCACUCACCAAUUAACUGCCACGCACUGGAGAAAGUAUGCCGCAACUGUAAGGUCGUUGGACACAUCGAACGUGCCUGUCGUAAUAUGCCGGCUCAAACAGCACCCAAACGCCGAUUAAGUGAAGAAGGAGAGCGUUCUAUGAAAUCCAAGUAAAUUGCUGUUGUAGAAAAAGAAGACGAAGAGAAGGAGGAAUCGAACGCCGUAAGCGCUGUAAGUGACUAUAUAUCUUAAACUUGUGUCAGGCAAAAGUCAGUCAAUUUUAAACGUUAAUUUUCUCGCUGUAUUGAUUUUUCA